This is a messenger RNA of Aspergillus mulundensis, 495 nucleotides long. RefSeq names its product YwbE family protein. The transcript has a single exon. The record is from RefSeq and is a predicted model, not a curated record. Bases 1 to 495 code for a protein of 164 amino acids. NCBI's taxonomy places the organism in Eukaryota, Fungi, Ascomycota, Eurotiomycetes, Eurotiales, Aspergillaceae.
AUGCCGCCAGUACCAACAACCAAAGACGUCAUCCCCGGCGCAAGCGUCAACAUCGUUUUGAAAAAAGAUCAGCCAACCGGUCGCACAGUCGCUGGCACGGUGGCCACAUUGCUCACGCGGGGAAACCACCCGCGCGGCAUCAAAGUCCGGCUUACGGAUGGCCGGGUCGGGAGAGUCCAAUCUAUGGCAAGUACAGCGUCAGCUAGUGGACAGACCGAAUCUUCUCCAGCGACAGGGCCUGUAAAUACAACUUUCCGCAACACUGGGUCGAGGUCUCGGGAUGCUCCGGAGCCCCCCACCCAGGCGAUUGGGUUGGAUGCGUACAUCACGAAGCCACGGCGGAGAGGGAAGGGCGGGAGUCGUGAAAACGGCCUCGAAGGGGCCCAGGAAGAGCAGGUCGUUGAAACUGUGGUUGUGGUCUGUCCGGUCUGUGGUGACUUUGAGGGCGACGAGGCAGCCGUUGCACACCAUGUCGCCGGGCAUUUCGAGGAUUGA